Messenger RNA from Lathyrus oleraceus (garden pea), 1514 nucleotides. RefSeq lists its product as uncharacterized. The coding region runs from base 63 to 1247 and encodes 394 amino acids. Lineage: Eukaryota; Viridiplantae; Streptophyta; Magnoliopsida; Fabales; Fabaceae. The record is from RefSeq and is a predicted model, not a curated record. The transcript has 3 exons.
UGUAAAAAUUAUUGCCAACAGUGGAAACGUAAAAGUUGAUAUUGGAAGUAGAGUUCCACUUGAUGAUACUUCACUUCACUUCACUCUCGAUUCUGUUUCUUCUACACAGUGGUCGCUUCUUCUUCUUUUCAAGGCUUUCAACUUUUGGGUUGGAAUCUUUUCGGGUUCGCAUGGAACCCAAAAUCGAACCUGGGUUCGGUUCAACUGACCAUAGGAACUUGGAAGACAUGAGUAUUCAGGAUCUGGUUUCUGUGUUGCGUACUGCAUUUCUGACACAAGACUUUGAUAAUGUUGAAGAUGUUUUAGUCAAUAGAGAUAAGAGACUGCAAACAGAUAUUCUACGUCUUCAAGAGAUGGUUGAUUUGGAGAAAUUGACAAGGUUUCAAGCUGAGGAGGAUUUGAGGAAUAGAGAGGAACUAUGUGAAAGAGGGAAAAGAGCACAAAAUAACUAUGAAAAAUUGUUGAAAGAAGUAAAGAAAAAUACUAUCUUAGCAGACAGAGAAACUAUUGGAGAGCUAAGAAAGAAGAACAAAGAAUUGGAGUUUGAAGUCUGUGAGCUGAGAAAGUUGAAGGAAAAAUGGGUGGAUGAUAGCAACGCUCUUUCUGAGCUUAGGGUCACAGCAAACUGUUCUUCUCCCACGAGCUACAUCAACCAUCCAUCAUUGAUCAGCAUGCUCUGUGAAAGGGUGGGGGUGUACCCUAAAAAGAAUGAAGAAAUGGUGAAGCCAUUAAGGCCAAUCACGGCGAAACGGAUAGAAACUUGUAACAUAACUGUUGGUCCGCACGGGCGCAAGAUUGGUUACAAUAUUCAAGGACCGACUAAUCCGUGGAGACAAGUCCCACCGUCCAUUAGCGGUUGGCCCAGUCCAACUCCGGGACCAACUAAUCCGUGGGGACAAAUUUCACCAUCUAUUAGCGGAUGGCCCAAUCCGACUCCAGGACCGACUAAUCCGUGGGGACAAAUCCCACCGUCUAUUAGCGGGUGCCCCAAUCCAACUCCAGGACCGACUAAUCAGUGGGGACAAAUCUCACCGUCCAUUAGCGGAUGGCCAAAUCCGACUCCAAAACCGACUAAUCCGCAGGGACAAAUCCUAUCGUCUAAUAGCGGGUGGCCCAAUCCGACUCCAGGACCGACUAAUCCGCAGGGACAAAUCCCAUCGUCUAAAAGCAGGUGGCCCAAUCCGACUCCAGGACCGACUAAUCUGCAGGGACAGAUUCCAACGUCUAAUAGCGGAUGGCCCAAUUGAAGACAUAGUAAAGAUUUGUAUGGACCGGCCAGUGAGAUUCGAGAUCUCUAGCACCAACCUGCCUAUUUCAAGGGCCUGACAUCUUUACAAUUAGUACUAACUAGUUUGAUUAGUUUUAAAUUUAUUUACUUAUUACAAAUGUAGUCCUGUAACGAAUGAGGUACUUCCUCUUCAAAUACUUUUGAACCUAUAUGUUGGAAUGUGCUUUGGCUAAUCAUCUGUAUUUUCUGAUUUUUUUGUUGGAGUUUUGAAAUAUCAUAAAGAAGA